AUACACCCCAGGUAUAACCUUCCAUCGCACGACGCUCGCAUACGAGCUCCACCGCCUCCCAGACGUCUCGCCCAUCUCCCGCUUCCGUAUCCGAGCCUCCUCGACGUUGGCUCUCAAUGCCAACGCCACGCAUAAAAGCCCAGCAAUCGCCUUCGCCACGCGGCCAUUCUGCGACGACAGAGCGGAGCUGACGAGGACGCUGCUGCUGUAUCGCCAUCCCCACGACGGAUCGCAGCGCGCCCGCCUCCUCAGGAUGCCGCGCGAAAGUAUGCCGUCUCAAGUGCACCGGCGAUGCGACGCGUGGCACACCGCUGCUAACGACGCCGGCAUUCCGACGAACGAGCGUCCCGAGCCUCGUGAGCAGGACACCGAGGACGCCCGGGGCCGCAUAAGAGCGUGUCUAGCAGGCGUGCGUAAGGAAGGCGAGGGGGCGCCCGUGGUAGUCGGGAUGCUAGAGGUCGAAAACGGGGAGCCACUCAAAGAGGGAGAGGGCAGAAAGGAGCGUACAUUGCGUUUGUCGCACUCGCACUCAAAUAUGCCGCGGAGGGAAGACCGACUUGAGCAGUCUCGGAAGGCCGACUUCACCAGUCUCAACUUGACCAGUCUUAGAACAUCAGAGAAAAACGAUGAAUAAGUUAUUGCAAUGAACGAGUGGAAAAAAAGUAUCUGCGGACGAAUCCAAAGUCCCAUUAAAGAGUGGUAAGUAAUCGUGUAUGCUGGUCGGCACUCACUAUCGCGGUGCGGUAUGAUUAUUGCUUUUGUUGCUUCUCUAUUUCUCUCCGCCUCCCUCCCUCUCUGUCUUCAGCAUGCAUCUCUCCCGACUCAACAUAUCUCCCGACUCCUCAACCCUUCCGCCCGAUUCGGGUGGCGCGCCCCCGGCGCGUCCGCACCUUGUCGAGGAGAGCGGUUGGCCAGCCCGACCCGCCUCAUAUCCCAUCCG
Molecule: messenger RNA, 940 nt
Organism: Schizophyllum commune H4-8
Lineage: Eukaryota; Fungi; Basidiomycota; Agaricomycetes; Agaricales; Schizophyllaceae
Exons: 1
Source: RefSeq, a predicted model, not a curated record